CAACUAUCCCUAAAGGCCUGUUAAUUAUGUUUGAAGGCCUGUUGGUUGUCUUUCAAGGCCUUGCUAUCUUGUUGCAGGUCUUUCUCUGUCAACGAUGCCACCCCCCCACCUUCCCGCACACGGCUCCACAGGUGCCUAGAUUCCCCACACAAAGAUAGCCAGGGGUAUCCUGAUUCGCCCCUUCUCCUGACACUCACACGCGACCAUCACUUCGUCUUCACGACAUUUCUCACGAAGACGUCUACCGGCCUCAUCGUUUUCCAGGCAGUCAGUCACAUUGCAAAGAUGGCUACCCAACAGGAUCUCCAAGAACUCAUACGGCUCAUGACCGUCACAAGAAAAAUGCCCAUGCUCCAAGCUAUGACAUCAAUCAAAGCCCUCCAGGCAGUUGAUCUCAGGAGCAUCAAACAAAUAUCCGAAGCGUCCCUCCCCACCGUUCAGGAAGCUCUCAAAGACGACAAGGUCGCACGCGCUCUCCAAAACGCCUGCAAGGCCGUCAUCAAGAGAAAUGCCACACAGUCAUCAUCACCACCCUCUGGCGGCGGUGUUCUCAAGCGUGGAUCAUCAAUAUCAUCCACAUCACCGGUAUCCAAACGCGCCAAAAGCGACGUUUUCAUGACUGGCCCUGUUGAAAUGACCCCCCAGGAAUUGGAGGCUUCCCUGGAGCUGCCAAUAUGCACAGACGAGGAUACUAUAAAGGAGACGGUCAUCGAAACUAACCGGGCGCCACUCGUACUUGCCUUUGCGGUGGAGAUGCUUAGAUAUACCAUGCCUGAGCAGCCGUUAUCGAGUAGACUCAGCCUCGGUCAGGCGGUGGUGAGCGCCAACUCUCGGUCCAAGGCUGUGAGUUUGGGACUGGACAAAGGCCCCAGUGCGGAUCAGGAGGGGUAUGGGGAAGGUCAGCCGAGGGUGAAGGUAAUGGGUAGGGAGGUUGCGGUUCUCAAAAGGAGUGGGUAUGAGUGGAAAGGUGAGGAAAGGUCCGGCGACGAAAAAAAGGAUGGAGCGGGAGGGUCACAGGAGACGAGUGCAACGACGGCCUCGACGCUGGACCCGACGCCUACACCUACGGCUACUUGGUCUACGAGCCCGCCGAUUAUUAUGAAGGACUCCAAGUUUGUGGCGAGGGCCAUUCAUUUAACGUCACCGUCGCAGAGGAAGUACUUGAUGGAGAGCUUGAUGCAUAAUCACCCUGAGUUGAAGAGUGCAACGCAUAAUGCCUGGGCUUUCCGGCUGAAGCCGCCUGAGAAUGCGAAUUGGCUCACUCAGAGGACCAUGAGGGAGGAGUCGUUUGAUGAUGGGGAGACUGGGUGUGGGGAUCUCAUGCUGAAGGUUAUGCGGGAGGCUGGGGCGGUCGAUACACUCGUCGUUCUCACCCGUUGGUUCGGAGGGACGAUGUUAGGGCCGGACAGGUGGAGGUUGAUGAGAAAUGCGGUUACGUCUGCGCUCGGUGAACGAAUGCGAAAGACGGGAGGAAGUAUUUCACUCGGAGGCGAGGCUCUUUGGGGCCUGGAUCUCGAGGCCAUGAGAAAAGCCCAGCCUGGGACCACAGUUGGAGGUUACGGGUCAGGCAAGCAGCUGCAGCCGCUAACCCAUGUGGUGGGGAUGCAUAUUCACCGGCCCGAGGCGGCCAGAUCGUAUCUGCUGAGGAGUUUUGGGAAGCCAUCACCACCGCCAGCCGACGAAACAGCGACGAGCCCUUCCAAGAAAAAAGCGGUGCAUAAAACGGCCAAAGUACUGGAGGCGGAGAGGGAGGAGAACUUGGGGUUGUUGCUUGGGGCGUUGAGAUUGCUUUUUGAUAGCUGGGCGGAUCAUCUUGAUGUGGCAGAACUCGAUAGGAGGACGUGGGCUUGGUACUGCGCCAUUCGUCCAGAGGUGGAUAGUGGCCCAAAUGGCUGGGGUGGGAAGGGGUCGGUGAAGUUGGUGGAUCUUCUAAAGCUGAGACGAGGGGAUCAGUCAUGAAUUUUGAGAUCAGGAAAAAGAAUCCCAA
Messenger RNA from Podospora pseudocomata, 1987 nucleotides. RefSeq lists its product as uncharacterized. NCBI's taxonomy places the organism in Eukaryota, Fungi, Ascomycota, Sordariomycetes, Sordariales, Podosporaceae. Gene Ontology annotation, biological process: GCN2-mediated signaling; regulation of translational initiation. Bases 286 to 1959 code for a protein of 557 amino acids. The record is from RefSeq and is a predicted model, not a curated record. Gene Ontology annotation, cellular component: cytoplasm. The transcript is spliced from 2 exons.